Molecule: messenger RNA, 2486 nt
Organism: Rhizophagus irregularis DAOM 181602=DAOM 197198
Lineage: Eukaryota; Fungi; Glomeromycota; Glomeromycetes; Glomerales; Glomeraceae
Source: RefSeq, a predicted model, not a curated record
UUGGAUUUAAUGAAGCUUUAAAACAAUUAGAUUUAUGUAUUAAUUUUCCGGUCGUUGAAAUCACUUAUAAAGCUGAUUUAUUGGAAUCUUUUUCAACAAAUGAAGAACAUGGACAUAUUUUUGCGAAAAAUUUUAUAGCUGGUGGACAGUUAUUUAUCAAAAACUUCAAAGUUUUUUCAAGUCAAGUUAAACAAAUCAAUAUUUUAAAAUUUUAUUUAGCUUUAACGUAUAAUUCAGCGAAAAACAAUAGUGGAAUUCAAUUCAAUAGUAGUCAUUUUGAUUUAAUGCAUUUUUUACCAAGAAUAGAAACGUCAAGUGGAAAAGAAAUAAGAACUCCCAAAGAAUUGUCUAAUUGGAUGAAUGAUUUAUAUCAAAAUAAUAUAAUUGAAAUAAUUUCUUAUAAUAAUAUUAUUCCCAUUUCUAAAUUAACUAAUGAAACACUUACAAUAGAUAAUGUUAAUGAAAAUCAACUAGUAGAUAAUUUUAAUGAAAGACAACCAGGAAUUGCUAAUUUUGAAGAUAGAUUAAGUUUGGAAGAAUGGAUUGAAGAAGAUUUGUGUAGAUUAAUAAGUUGGAUCAAAGAUUUUCACCUACUUCAAGGUUUCAUAAUCAAUAAAUUACAUAAAAUAGAAAAUAGCAAGAAAAUUUCCAUCAAUUUAACGGGAAUUCCUCAAGUUAAUGAAAUUGAUAAUUCUUAUUUUGAAAUUACAAAUGCGACAACAAAAUUAGAAGAAAUUUUUAUAUCCAAUAAUAUUUUUUCAAAUAAGAAUAUUGGAACUUUUCCAUUUUUAUUUAUUAAAAAUGAUGAUUUUAAUAAGAAAAAUAUCAAUUUUGUAGUCAAAAGUGAAAAAUAUGAAAUUUUAAUAAGUAAGGAUAAUAUAAAACCUUCAGAAGAAUUUAAUAAUGCUAUAGAAAAAGCAAUUAAUAGUAUGAAACCAUUUAAUGAAUUACAAAAUGUAUUUGAUGAAUAUGGACAUUUAUUUCCUUUAAGAAUUAUAUUUGGAAAAUCUUUUAAAAAUAUUGUUAAUACCAAUUAUUUUAAUAAUUUUGAAAAGAUUAAAUUAAAAUUACCGAUUGAAUCUUUAAAUGCAUAUUCAAAAAAUUUAAAUAUUUCAUAUUUUAUUACAAAAGAAGGAAAAGUUAUUAAAGAAGAUGAAAUAUAUAAUAGAAUACAAAAUAUAAAUGAUGAAGAAUUAGAAAUUAUUGAAUUGGACGAAAUAAUUUCUUUAUAUGACAUUCUUGAAUUAAAACAAAAAAGGAGAAUUGACGCUAUAUUAAGCGAUAAUAAUCAAAAUAAUUUAAAAAUUAUAAUGACCGGAAUAACAGACUUGAGAAAUUUAAAUAAUAAUGAUAGUGAACAUUAUAAACAAAUAAAUAUCGAACCAUCGUUAAAUGAUGAAAAUUAUGAAGUAUUUGGAACAAUUAUUUCAGAAAAUAAUUCAAAGAUAGAUCAAAAAAAUAUUUCUAUUAAAUUUGGAUUUUAUGAUGUUAACGGAUUUUUCGCGAUAAUAAAAAAAUUAGAAGAAACGAAUAUAGAUAUAAGUGAAUGUUACGUUUUAUGGAUGAUUAUUGGAAAUCCUUUAAAAUUAUCAAUUUUUAGUCCAAUUAAUCGAGAAAUACAAGUAAAUUGUGUCAAAGAAUCUAUUAAAAUACAACAUGUUAGACCAAUUUAUAGUAUCAAAACUCCUUUUCUUUUAUCUGAAAAAUGUUCAAUUCUUAUUAACGUGACAACAGAUUAUGAAUCUAAAAAUAUCAUCAAAUUAGUUGAAUGGUCACGUAAUUCCAUUACUUUUCAAAUAAUUAAUUCAACUAUCAAAUCAGAAGUUCAACAAGAUUCUUCAGAAACGAAUAUUAGUAUGGACUUACAUAUUUGUAUUUUAAGUUCAGAUUAUAAAAGCUUAAAGAUUGAUUGUAAAAAUAAUAAUGGGAGUGAUGAAUAUUUUUUGGAUUUAUUUGGAUACAAUUUAACUAAAGAUAAUUUUAAUGAGAAUUUAUUAAAUAAGUUCGAUAUUGAUCCUUUUAUAGAUGGUGACAUUCAGGUUCAUUUAAAAGGUAAACCUAUUACGAGUAAUUUCAGCAAACCACUUCAUCAAAUUAAUUUCAGUAAACCGAUCUACUAUAGUAAAUAUAUUACUAAAAGCGUUAUUAAAAAAUAAUUAAAAGAAUUGGUAAGUAUACGAGUUGCUAAAGUACCGGCCUAUUUAUCGGAAUUUUAAUUUUAAUAUUGAUAUUGAAAUAUAUAUAUUUUUUUAGUAGUUUGCGUACUAUAUUUGUGUAUUUGUCAGUUACGCAAAAAAUUAUUUUGGCAGAUAUAUUUUUUUCUUUUUAUGUUUUAGUUACUACUGUAUCAUAUAAUUAAUACGCGUAGCUUAAAAUCUUUAAUUCUGAUAAAAUUAUAGAGUAUAUACAUUUUAAGGCAGUGCGGGCCAUAUUUCAAAUUCGUGGGAUUAUGGGAAAUAACAAUUACUAACUACACAGUGAAAUUC